Molecule: messenger RNA, 891 nt
Organism: Colletotrichum aenigma
Lineage: Eukaryota; Fungi; Ascomycota; Sordariomycetes; Glomerellales; Glomerellaceae
Exons: 2
Coding region: 1-891 (296 amino acids)
Source: RefSeq, a predicted model, not a curated record
AUGCUGUGGCAUAUUGCUACUGGGAGAUCCCAGCAACGUCCAGUGUGGGAACGGAGCGAAGUCAGUGCCAAAAAGGAUCACCCGAGUCUGAAACAGCUCGGAGAGUGCUUUUUCUCCAAUGCAUUGAUUGAUCGAUUUGCCCAGAAAGUCAUCAGGUCUCGUGAGAUUGAGAACCCGGAUAUUUCAGCACAGCAGCUCAAGGACCAUUUUUGCCUUCGGCUAGUAGAUUUUCUACUGGGGACACGCAUAGAGGCGGAUCCCUCAUCUCGGCGUGAUUUGCGGGCGGCACUCAAGAACAAUCACGCUCACGGUCCAGCUGUCUGUACGCGCAUCUCUGCUACCCUCGAUCACUCCUGGGAGCCCGGUACGACGCCAGAAGACAACGAGAACGACAAAUCAGAUGUCAGCGACUUGGACUCCAUUGUGUCUCAAUUUGACCGUGCAUCCGACAACGACUAUGACCCGGACGAUGAUUCUGAGGAUGCCUUGUCUGAUACCUCGUCCGAAUCAGCGAGUUACGAACAGUGUCUGGAGACAAUGAGUGAUCUGGAUUGGGACGAAUACAGUGACAAAAGCGACGAUGACGACGAUGAAGAUGACGAAAACGACAGCCUCGCAUUGUUUCAUGCGUCUUGUUGCCAAAGGAACUACCAGAGAGUGCACGCCAUAUUCAUGAUCUGGGAUUUCCCCGGCUUCAUUCGCCUUCCGUGCUCCCCCUACACUGUCGAGCAGGAAAUGGAAGACCCAAUGGACUCCUUCAGGGCUUUCAACUACGACGUGGAGAAGUUUACCAUUCCUUCGCACAACUCAACUAUGGGACUUCUGGAGAGAAUCCGCAAGUACAGGAAGUCAUUGGUAUCUGGAAACUCGGAAACGUUGCUGAUCCUUUAG